This is a messenger RNA of Thecamonas trahens ATCC 50062, 1032 nucleotides long. RefSeq lists its product as uncharacterized. The transcript has a single exon. The record is from RefSeq and is a predicted model, not a curated record. The coding region runs from base 1 to 1032 and encodes 343 amino acids. Lineage: Eukaryota; Apusomonadida; Apusomonadidae. Gene Ontology annotation, cellular component: plasma membrane.
AUGUUGCUCUCACCGCUCUUCACGCCGCUCGCCUCGCUCGCCGGCGGCUUGGCCAUUGGCGCGUCGUCGUCGUUGUUGCUGGCGACCCAAGGGAAAAUUCUCGGCGUAUCCGGCAUCGCCUACAUGUCAGCAUCGCCCGACACGCAUGUCUCCAACCGCACCUGGCGACUCGCCUUUCUCUCCGGCAUGGUUGCUGCCGGAUCGGGCCUCGCUGUCCUGGCGCCUGCCGUCUUUGGUCCGGCCCUUGUCCCUGGCGCCCUCCCUGUCGCUCCUCUCGCCGCCUCGGGCGUGCUGACAGCUAAUGCCGCCUACGCCGCCGCGGGCUUCCUCGUCGGCCUCGGCACCAAGAUCGGCUCCGGCUGCACCUCGGGCCACGGCGUGUGUGGCCUUCCGCGCUGGUCGGCACGCUCGCUCGUCGCCGUCCUCUCCUUCAUGUCCUCCGCCGCCGCCACCCUCGCCAUCACGGCAGGCCUCGGAUGGACCUCGCCCGUCGCCGUCCCGGCCGCAGGCUCGGCCGUCGCCUCGACCUCGCCGCUCGCCCCCGCCGUCGCCGCCGUCCUCGCCGCCGCUGCCCUCGCCUGGCCGGCCGAUGCCACCCCGCUCGCCAACAAGCUCAUGGCGGGCGCAUGGGGCAUGCUCUUUGCCUCGGGCCUCGGCCUCGCCGGCAUGCUCAACCCGCUCAAGGUCCUCGGCUUCCUCUCGCCCUCUGCCGUCGCCGGCGGCUGGGAUCCCAGCCUCGCCCUCGUCAUGGGCGGCGCCGUCGCCUUUAAUCUCGUCGCCUUCCCCAUCCUCACCGCCCGCGGCUCCACCGUCACCUCGCCGGCCCUCCCGCUCGACCUGCCGACCUCCUCUGAUCUCAACCCGCGCCUCAUUGGCGGCUCGGUCCUCUUCGGCCUCGGCUGGGCCAUCGCCGGCUUCUGCCCGGGCCCGGCCAUUGCCUCGCUCGCCACCGCCCAUCUCUCGCCGCAUCUCCUCACCUGGCUCGCCGCCUUUGCCGCCGGCCAGACCACCUACCACCUUGCCUUCCGCUAA